GGUGCGUAGAGCGGACUGGUGUGCACCUAUACCGACGAACGAGAGGGCCGUGCGAGCGGAACUGCCGGAGAAGACCAGACACAAUGUCAGCGCACGCCGUGAGCGCCGAGCAGCAGUCCGACGAGAAUGGGCUGCAGCGGAGUGACAACUCAGUUCUGUUCGAGGAUGUCUUGGAGCGGUGCUGCGGCACCGGACGCUGGCAGGUGCUCCUGGUCAGCUACAUGUCCGUCAUGUGGCUCAUCUUCCCCUCAUUCUCACUGUCGAUGAUCUUUGUAGGCGCAACGCCGAAGUAUAAAUGUGCCGACGGGUUCGACGUCAACACCACUUUUGCAGAUCUUCCAGAGGAAGCGCCACGGUGUCACCCUCUCGGCGAUAACAGCUCCUCGUGCACGCGCUGGGCGUUCGACAAGUCCGUGUACGAGUCGACAGUGGUGACCGAGUGGAAUCUGGUGUGCGCGAGGAAGCCGCUGCUCUCCAUGCUGCAGUCGUGGAUGAUGAUCGGAGGUAUGGCAGGCUCGGUGAUCGGUGGACAACUUACGGACCGGUUCGGUCGCCGGACCGUCUUCCUGCCCUCGAUGCUUCUCGUAAUCGCCUGUUCCUUCUCUGCAGCACUGGUGAGCGACUACAUCAGUUUUGCCGUGGUCCGAUGUCUGACGGGGUUUGCCAUGGCCAGCAUGAUCGCCAGCCAGUACGUGCUAGUGACAGAGCUGGGCGGCUGCAAGCAUCGGGCGACGCUAACCACCGUCACGUAUGCUCCAUUCUCAUGUGGAAUUAUGCUGGUGGCGGCGGCAUCGUACGGCAUCCGCACGCGCUGGUUGCUGCAGCUGGCGUUUGCCGUUCCGUGUGUGCUGUUCCUGCCCAACUUCUGGCUGAUGCCCGAGUCGCCGCGUUGGCUGCUGGUCCAGGGCCGCCUUGAAGAGGCGUGCGAGGUGCUGCGUCAGGGUGCGCGCUGGAACCGCCGAAAGAUGCCGCCCGACGACCAGGUGCUCAAGAUGAUGGAGGACGCGCGGCGGGGACUGCUGGCUCGUGAAGCGGCACUGAAGGGCGACGGCGAAAGGUCCGCACUGGAGCGCGCUCUGGACCUGGUGAGAACGCCACGCAUGCGCACUUACACCCUAGCCAGUGCCUACAUUGGUUUUGCUAUAUCAAGUGCGUACUUUGGCAUUUCAUUCGACAUGGCUCAGCUGAGCUCAAGUCCUCAUCUUGCUGCAGUGCUCUCGGGUGUUGUGGAGCUACCGUCCAACUUCAUUUUUCCCAUGCUCAACUUCUUUGGUCGCCGUCGCUGCUACACGUUUUUCCUCUCCCUAACGACGGUGACCAUGUUUGUGGUGUUUGUCAAGAAGGACGCCACCCUGUGGCUUGUGCUGGGCCUGCUUGGCAGGUUUGGUGUAUCAUGUGCGUUUACGAUGCGGAGUUCGUACCUGUCUGAGUACAUGCCCACUCAGCAGCGUGGCCUGGCGCUGGGCGUCAGUCAGAUGGCGGUCCGGGUGGGCGGCGCCGUGUCUCCGUUCGUGGUGGACCUGGUGAGCGAUGUGCACGAGCUGGCGCCGUCGGCCGUGUUCGGUGCCGUGGCGCUGGUGGCCAGCCUGGCGGCGCUGCUGCUGCCCGAGACGGCCGGCAGACCGAUGCCCGAGACCGUGGCAGACGUGGAGACAACGGGAAUACUGAUCGCGGACCGCUCUGCUGCUCAGACCAAAGGCGGCGUCAUCAACACUGCAGCCCAGUUAGACGACAGUACCUAAUUUGUGAUGAACAUGUACUGGGUAUGCGUAUGCACAUUUAUUCUAUGAAUGCGUAGACGUGUGAAGCAUAAAUGUUCAUUUAUGUAAGAAAAUUGAAGUUUUAUUUUGUAGCAGAAUAAUCGAUAAUGUCUGUGCUCCAUGCAUAACAUUUAUAUGAAGGGGCAAACGCUUUGAAUUCUUUA
Molecule: messenger RNA, 1924 nt
Organism: Amphibalanus amphitrite
Lineage: Eukaryota; Metazoa; Arthropoda; Thecostraca; Balanomorpha; Balanidae
Product: solute carrier family 22 member 7-like
Exons: 1
Coding region: 84-1742 (552 amino acids)
Biological process (GO): transmembrane transport
Cellular component (GO): membrane
Molecular function (GO): transmembrane transporter activity
Source: RefSeq, a predicted model, not a curated record